Molecule: messenger RNA, 547 nt
Organism: Eimeria necatrix
Lineage: Eukaryota; Apicomplexa; Conoidasida; Eucoccidiorida; Eimeriidae
Exons: 1
Source: RefSeq, a predicted model, not a curated record
AUGAAAUUGGCUAUAGUUUGUGCCUUAUGGGUUUUUUUCCUUCAGCAGCAGCAGCAGGUAGAAGAAGCAGCAGCAGCAGAAGUUACGGAGGACGGAGAAGCAGCAGUGGACCUAGCAGCAGCAGAAAGCUCUGCAGCAGCAGCAACAACAGCAGCAGACGACGCAGCAAUACCCGUGACGAUUGUGCCCUCUAGAAGGGUGCCAACAGAAGCAGCAGCAGCAGCAGCAGCAGCAGCAGCAGCAGCAGCAGCAGCAGGAGAUUCAGUGCUGCCCGUGGCGACUUCGGCUUCUACAGAGGCGAGCGCCGAAGCAGCAGCAGCAGCAGCAGCAGCAGCAGCAGCAGGGGACUCUUCGCUGUCGCUUUCGCCGGGAGGUCUGGGGGGAGUGCUGUCUCUGGCGGGAGCAGCAGAAGCAGCAGGCGCUGCUGCUGCUGCUGCUGCUGCUGCUGCUGCUGCUGCCCCGGAGAAGGCGGCGGUGGCUGCUGCUGCUGCAGCAGCGCCCGCUGCGGUGUUCGCGCGCCCAGCGCCGCCGCCGCCCCCCCCCCCCC